Molecule: messenger RNA, 936 nt
Organism: Helianthus annuus (common sunflower)
Lineage: Eukaryota; Viridiplantae; Streptophyta; Magnoliopsida; Asterales; Asteraceae
Product: 2-hydroxyisoflavanone dehydratase
Exons: 2
Coding region: 1-936 (311 amino acids)
Molecular function (GO): hydrolase activity
Source: RefSeq, a predicted model, not a curated record
AUGUCCUCAAACAAGGAAUUAAGCUACGAGAUCCCUCAUCUAAUUCGUGUCUACAAAGAUGAAACUAUAGAGCGGCUGAUGGUUUCACCUUACGCACCCCCAUCGUUAGACGACCCAAUCACCGGAAUAUCCUCGAAAGACGUGGUCAUUUCCCCCGACUUUUCUGCUCGUAUCUACCUCCCCAAACUCACAUCAACAAGUUUCAAAAAGCUCCCCAUCUUAGUCUACAUGCAUGGAGGUGGGUUUGUCUUGGGAUCAGCUUUCACUCUACUUGAACACAACUAUCUAACCACAAUGGUUUCUCAUAUCAAUGCACUUGUAAUCUCAGUGGAGUAUAGACUAGCCCCAGAAAAUCUACUGCCAACUAUUGCUUAUGAAGAUUGCUGGACAGCACUUCAGUGGGUUGCAUCACAUUCAACAAGUGAUGGACGACAUCAAGAGCCUUGGUUGGUUGACUAUGGAGAUUUUGAUAGACUGUACAUUGGUGGGGAUGGUUCAGGUGCUAAUAUAGUCCACAACUUGUCUUUGAAAGCAGGAAAAGAAAGAUUAAAUAAUGAUGUGCAAAUAUUAGGUGGGUUUCUAGGUUGUCCAUUUUUUUUGGACUUCAAGACUUGUGAUGAGAGUUUGGCAUAUAAGUUUUGGAUGUUAUCACAUCCACAUGCUCAUGGUGGGAUUGAUAAUGCUUUGAUUAACCCGUUUGUGGACCGGAGAUUUGAGGCAGAUUUUGGUUGCAAGAGGCUGCUAGUGGUGGUUGCGGAAAAGGAUUCGACCAGGGAAAUUGGGAUAAAAUACUUUGAAACUGUUAAAGAAAGUGAGUGGGAUGGGGAGGUUGAGAUUUUGGAUAUUGAAGGAGAGGGUCACUGCUUUUAUGUUCUUGAUAGUACAAGUGAAAAGGCCAAUAUUUUGAUGAAUCAUUUGGCUUGUUUCAUUGUUUGA